Messenger RNA from Myotis davidii, 2767 nucleotides. It is a transcript of the gene DPF3, whose product is annotated as D4, zinc and double PHD fingers, family 3. The record is from RefSeq and is a predicted model, not a curated record. The transcript is spliced from 10 exons. Gene Ontology annotation, cellular component: nucleus. The coding region runs from base 1 to 984 and encodes 327 amino acids. NCBI's taxonomy places the organism in Eukaryota, Metazoa, Chordata, Mammalia, Chiroptera, Vespertilionidae.
AUGGAGGAGAGUGGCCCGAGGCUGGAAGAAGCGUUCCUGGGCCUUGCUCCGGGCCAGCUGUACACAUACCCUGCGCGCUGCUGGCGAAAGAAGAGAAGAUUGCACCCUCCUGAGGAUCCGAAGCUGCGGCUGCUGGAAAUAAAACCUGAGGUGGAGCUGCCCCUGAAGAAGGACGGGUUCACCUCAGAGAGCACCACGCUAGAAGCCUUGCUCCGAGGCGAGGGGGUUGAGAAGAAGGUGGACACCAGAGAGGAGGAGAGCAUCCAGGAGAUACAGAGAGUCUUGGAAAACGACGAAAAUGUAGAAGAAGGAAAUGAAGAAGAGGAUUUAGAAGAGGAUAUUCCCAAGCGAAAGAACAGGACCAGAGGACGGGCCCGCGGCUCUGCUGGUGGCAGGAGGAGGCAUGACCCCGCCUCUCAGGAAGACCACGACAAACCUUACGUCUGUGACAUCUGUGGUAAGCGCUACAAGAACCGACCAGGACUCAGCUACCACUACGCUCACACUCACCUGGCCAGCGAGGAGGGGGAUGAAGCUCAAGACCAGGAGACCCGGUCCCCACCCAACCACAGAAAUGAGAACCACAGGCCCCAGAAAGGACCGGAUGGGACAGUCAUUCCUAAUAACUACUGUGACUUCUGCUUGGGAGGCUCCAACCUGAACAAGAAGAGUGGGCGGCCUGAAGAGCUGGUGUCCUGUGCAGACUGCGGACGCUCUGGUCACCCAACCUGCCUGCAGUUCACCCUGAACAUGACUGAGGCUGUCAAGACCUACAAGUGGCAGUGCAUAGAGUGCAAAUCCUGCAUCCUCUGUGGGACCUCGGAGAACGAUGACCAGCUACUCUUCUGUGAUGACUGUGACCGUGGCUACCACAUGUACUGUUUAAACCCCCCUGUGGCUGAGCCCCCAGAAGGAAGCUGGAGCUGCCACUUGUGCUGGGAACUGCUCAAAGAGAAAGCCUCAGCCUUCGGCUGCCAAGCCUAGGGCCCCGGGUCACCGCAGGUGACUUGCUGCUGGAGAGGUUGAACCAGAGCCCAGUUCAAAGCCGAUUGAGCCCCUCCUCCCGUGUAUCCAGACAGACCAACUGUGAGGAAAGCCAGUAACCAGAGGGCGUGACACACGGAACCCAGAGGGCGAGCUGUCUACGUAGCUCCCACACACCGGUCUCCACACUCCAGCCCACCUGCCCGCCUUGUUUCAACCAGAAGGAUCUUGCACUUUUGGAGAACAGCCCAGCACUGCGGCCCUCUCACUGGUUCCCACCAUCUGUUACUCGUGUGUGUGCUGUUUCUACCUAUUGUCUUCUAAGAAAUCUCCCAGCCUCCUGCCUCCAGCUUAGGCUCUUCACCCUGAAGUCAGCGGGAGGAACAAAGGGCUGUGAGGAAGCCACCCUGGAAACUUCUAGACCCAGAGCCUGGAGGCCGUCUUGACAGUGAAAGUCCCUCCUCUUCCUCGCCUGUGUGAAGAGGAAGAGCUGCCUUCUGGACCGGGCAGAUGUCCAGUGGCAUCACAGCCAGGGUGGUCUGUGCAUGGGGCUGGGGAGGGAGGUGGAGGCCCUGGGGGUGGGGUGGGGUGGGGCGAGGAGACAUUCUGAAGACAGUUGCGAGGCCCUGCAACAGCCAAGAAGUAUUUGUUACCAUCAGGAGCGGCUCUGCUAUGCGGUUCCUUCACCCGCGGAACUGGGGCAUCGUUGAGGUGAGACAAGCCACAGCCGCUGGCAGAGAAAGAUGUUAGACUCUGCCUCCCAACCUGCCUGGUCUGGAGCUUUCCUGGGGGUGGGGUGGUGGCUCAAGAACCAGGAAGGCAAGUGAAGAAGCCUACACAGUCGAAAAUCUAAAUGUUGGUAAAAAGGUAAAAAGGACUGCCCCUUCGAGAAACCCUUCAGUAUUGAUGUGACACAAUGAAUUCCCUUUCCCAAGUAAUUCUUCCCUCCACCAAAUGUGUGUCUGCCCUUGUGUCUGAGACCUGACUCUGGAAAUUUUAGGAUUGGGGAGAGAUUGUCGUUACCUAGACAAUAACUGGGGUGAUGGGAUUAUUCAUGACCAAGGUGGAGGCCUUGCAGAGCCUCAGCUCAAGGGCCGCUUUUCUCUCCUAAGCUCUCCGGUACCGACUGGACUUUUUUUUUAAUGGAUCAAGAAGAAAGAGGCUCAGAUUUCGAGAAGCCUGUGUUGGAAGGCCACCCUGUAGGCUGGAGCAGCUUGGGCUGUCUUUGAAUCUCACAGGCAGUGGCAACAGCAGCAGCGCACAACUGACAGGUUUCUGGGAAAAUCAUUUGCCCAAAGGGCAGGUCUCGCUGAGCCGGACCCUCGCGCAUGCUCGGCUCCCCUGAAGUCAGCUCCGUCUCUGUGGUCUGCUGCUUACAACAAAGGCCGGGUUAUUUUUAGCCCGUCAGCCCUGAAGAAGCCCCUGGAGACCUGCAGACUGGGCGAGAUGGGCCACUUCCCCCUGCUGCGGAGUUCACCCUGCGGCUUGGCAAUGGUCUUGGCCGGUGGACCCAGGCAGCCUGGCCUGGAGCCGAGCCCUGUUGGUCUCCCUCAGUUCUUUGCACCUGGGGCUAGAGGUGGGGGUCGCUCUCCUGCAGCAGCCUCGGAGGGAGUUACUUGCAUGUGCAAUGAUCUCAUUUAAAGGGCCCUGUCCAGGUGGGAUUCCAUCUUGCUCAGGAGAUGGUUCCUUCUCCCUGCGGGCAGGUGAGCCUGUUUUGGGAAGCUGCUGUGUUGUCACAUCAUUUGUUCAUUCGAGGGUUACAACUCUUCUCCCGACUGCUCUG